Messenger RNA from Linum trigynum, 414 nucleotides. NCBI's taxonomy places the organism in Eukaryota, Viridiplantae, Streptophyta, Magnoliopsida, Malpighiales, Linaceae. The record is from the annotation of a GenBank genome assembly.
AUGAAAACUAAUAAAAAUAAAAAAUUAACAAGAAGGGAACGAUUUGCUCCGGGCAACACUGUCCGUUCGACUUGCUCUCGCCUCCACUACUCAGGCGGCGGAGGAGGAGAAGAACUGCAGAAAGAUGGGGAAACUGGCGGCGCUGAAAGCAGAACCAACGCUGAAGCUACCGCCUGCAACAACAAGAUCGCAUCUCCUAUCCCUGAUUCCCACAUUUGGAGAACGCGGAUUCGAAAGCGAAGGAAUCGAGAUCCAGAUCCAGAUUUCACAUUUGUUGUAGCAAUCGGUCUCAAGGUCGCGGCUGGAGCCGAAAUUUUCGCAGAACUAUUUGUCGAACGCCAUCGUGGGGCUUGCAAUCAUCCUGAAGGAGGGGGACUUAUUGCUGUCGCUCGAUCAUGUGGUGGUGGAGGUUAA